This is a messenger RNA of Halteromyces radiatus, 1420 nucleotides long. Its product is annotated as X-domain of DnaJ-containing-domain-containing protein. Bases 21 to 1304 code for a protein of 427 amino acids. NCBI's taxonomy places the organism in Eukaryota, Fungi, Mucoromycota, Mucoromycetes, Mucorales, Cunninghamellaceae. The record is from RefSeq and is a predicted model, not a curated record. The transcript has 7 exons.
CUUUUCUUUUUUUUCAAACAAUGGAGAAAUUUCGUGAAAAAAUCAAUGCUGUUCGUGCUGAAGCUGAUGCUGCCAAAGCUCGUGUACUAGAAUUAGAAGAACAACUGAAACAGGUGGAACAAGAAAAGAUGCAACAAGAACAUGAGAUUAUUUCAUUGGCCAAUCGUAACAAGAAUUUGGAAGAAGAUGUAGAAACAUGUAGAGAAAAGAUUCAACAACUUAAGUCUUUGGAAGAGGAUGGGGAUGGUUUGAAAAAAGAUAACGAUGCUGCGCAACGUCGUAUCACUCUCUUAGAACAAGAAUUGGAAAAUUCGGAUAGAUCACUACGUGAAACAACUGCAAACUUCCGAGAAGCUGAUGUCAAGGCUGAACACUUUGAACGUAAGAAAUACCAUCCUGACAAGAACAAAUCUCCUGGGGCCGAAGAAAAGUUUAAAAUCAUCUCUGAAGCAUAUCAUAUUCUAUCAAAGGAUGACUUGAGGAAAAAAUAUGAUCAAUAUGGGCGUUACAAAGGACUUGAACCGCCUGAAGGAUUCCCUGAUCCUUAUAGAUUUUUCUCUCGAUUAUAUGGUGGUAAAUCAUUUCAAGAUAUUAUUGGCGAACUGAAUGUGGGCAUCUUCUUGCAACAAAGUAGCAAAUAUGGAGAAAAGGCACCAACAAAAACAGAACAGGAAAAAGAACAACUUCUCAUGUCUCAAGCGGAAAAGCAACAAAAAGAACGGGUGAAACUAUUAUCAGCACGAUUAAUAGAAAGACUUUCGAUUUUUGUGGAAGCAACUCAGCCUUCUUCCAAUCAAUUGACACAAGUAGAAGAACAAUAUCAAGAACACACAAAACCACUUAAACAGGAACCCUAUGGUAACGCUUUACUUCAUGUGGUAGGCCGGGUCUACAAGGUGAAAGCAAAGGAACAUAUUGGAGUCAAAAGUGGUGGAUUACCUGGGAUAUACUAUGCAAUAAAAGAAAAGAAGUAUAUUACAAAAGAAUUAUGGAAAACAGUCAAAAUCAAUAUGGAUGCACAAACAGCUAUGGAAAGUGCCAAAACUGCAUGCGAGCAAGACAGAGAUGAUAAACUGGAUUUGGAAGAACUGUCAAUAGAGAAGUCUUUUGAAGCUUUAUGGCAAAUGGUGAAGUUUGAAAUUGAUGCAACUCUACGAAAUGUGUGUGAUGUGGUACUUCAAGAUAAAUCAGUGGACUCUAAUGAACGAUCAAGGCGGGCGGAAGCUUUAUUAUUAUUAGGUACUAUUUAUUCAAACAAUGCUGAAAUAUCCAAAGCGGAAAACGACAUUGUUCAUUUAAUAUGAUGAUGAUGAUUAGUUUAUUUAUUUUAUAUUUUUACAUAUAUUAGUACCUAUUUUAUAUCAAUAAAAAUUUCAUUUUUUUUUUUUAUCUUUUGUCCGCAUGUGAAAUCGGAUGAAUC